Molecule: messenger RNA, 5558 nt
Organism: Sceloporus undulatus (fence lizard)
Lineage: Eukaryota; Metazoa; Chordata; Lepidosauria; Squamata; Phrynosomatidae
Gene: CCDC191
Product: coiled-coil domain containing 191
Exons: 14
Coding region: 29-2437 (802 amino acids)
Molecular function (GO): phosphatase binding
Source: RefSeq, a predicted model, not a curated record
CAAACUGAAACUGGAACUGAGAGUGAUCAUGAGGGUGAUGCUGGAAAUCAUAUCAUCUCUGUUCCUCCCCAGAGUCCUCUGUUGCCUUUCAGAAUACGAGAAAUUUGAUGAUUUAUAUGAAUAUUUGGAAGAAGAGUUGGAAGAUACCACAGUGCAGGAUUUUUUGCAGCAUCUGUUGCAAAGUGAAGUUGUGAGCAGUGGUAUAUUGGAAGAUCUUAGAACUGAAGAUCUUAAAGAGAAAAGGAAAACCAGGGACCCACGAAUUACCAUGGAUUUAAGACAUAAACAGGUGAAAGAAAAUCGGUUGAGACGGCAGAAAGAGCUUGAACGUCUAAAACAAGAGAAAACCUUGAAAAAAUUUGCUAUGUCAGAGGCUCAGAAACAACUCCAGGCAGAGAAAAAGAAAAAGGCUUUGAAAGCCAAAAAAGAAGAGGAGGAAAUCCAAAAACAGAUGGUGAAGCUGCGAAAAGAGUUGAUAGAUAGAAGGCAACUGAUGGAAGAAGCACGGAAGAUGGAAAGAAAGAGACAAAGUUUAAAGAGAACUCAGAGGCUGGUAGAAUUAGGCCUGCUUCCUAGUGAGUCAGGCUAUAUAGAUUGGGAGAAAGAACAACAACAAAAGGAGAAACACAUCAAAAUACAAGAGCUGCUGAAGAAGGUUGAUGUUGCAAAUCAGAAGUGCCUACAGAAGUACUUCUCUGCCUGGUAUAAGCUUAUUCUGGAUCUCAGGCUUAAGAUGGGAAAAGCAAGAGCUCUUGCAGACUGGAAGUGCCAACUGAAGACUCUGCGAGCUUGGAGAGAUUACGUAUGGUCUCAGAAACUGAAGCAGGAGACUCAAAAAAUGGAGGACCAGCUUCGGGAUCAGAAUAGGAAAAAACAGUUGGCUACAGAAUUUAAUCGGAAAUGCAUUUUGCGCCACUGUUUUGCUGAAUGGCAAUGCUGGAGUCGAGCAGAGGUGGAAAAGAGAGAGUUACAUUUGAAAAAGGAAGAAACAAGGAUGAAAAUGGCAAAGCUACUAGAGGAAGUGACACUGGGGAAACUUGAUAUGUCUAGCUCAUGGGAUGACAAGAGACACCAUGAGACAGAAGAAGCUGAAGACCAGUCUGUGAGUCAUACGGAGGUAACUGAAAUACCCCUAUUACAGGGUGAUGCUACAACUGAAAAAGUUGAAAAAACAAGUUCCUACUCUUUAGAGACAAGUCAGAAAUUUGACCUUCAUUCACCUCCAAAGCCUAAAUGGGCAUGGCAAGUUACUCUGAAGCAUGCUGCUUUCAAUAAUCAGGACAAUGCCAUGUUUGGUAAUCAAACAAGAAGCUGUUUGCAACAUCUCGGUAAGCCAAAACAAAAACCAACCCCUGCUUUCUGGGGUCCUAUGGAGCACCGUCAUGCUUUCCAGCAACAGCUGAUUGAAGUACAGAGACAGCAGCUUCAAGAACAGCAAGAACUGAUCCUUAAACUUCAGGAAAAUGAGAGACUAAAGACAGCCAGGGAGGAGGCUGCACGAGCAACAGCUGCUACUUUAGCACUUGACAAUCAUGUACAAAAAAACAAGGAAAGAAAGAAAUCAAAUUUCAGUAACACAGAACCAUUAAGGUCAGAAAAAUCCCAUCCAGCUGUACAAAGCAGAAAGAACCUGAAACUGGUAUCUACAACCCAUCCCAUACUUAGAGCUAUGGAAGAGAGAGCAAUUCAGCGAGCAGAACGGAGAAAGGAAUUAGAAGAAGCAAAGAGGAAACGAGAAGAGGAGAAGCUUGCCAAAAUGCAGGCUGAGGAAGAAGAGCGUCAAAGCAGAGAAGCAGCAGAGAAAGAAGCUCAAUUAGAGAAGAGACGGGAAGAAAGAAAACUGCAAAAAAUAAAAGAACUGGAAAAUCAGAAAAGAUUAGAGAGAGAGCAGCAGCUGUUAUCAAAAGCAAACAAUCAUUAUAAUAAUGUCCUGCUCAAGAAGAGGGGUUUGGAACCCUGGAAAAAGCUAGUAGAGCAAACCCGGGAAAACGUGUUGGUGGCACAAAAGCACCAUUGCUUUAGACUGCAAAGAACAUAUCUGCUUGCCUGGCUUCAUCAUAUGCAAGAGAUUCUGGUUGGGAAAACAGUUAAGGCUGAAAACCUUUAUUCCUCUCUAUUGCUGAGAAGGUACUUCAGGAUCUGGAUGAAGUACAAGGAUUAUUUGUCUUCUCUGGAAGAGGAUGCAAGAAAGCACCAUGAAAGCUCCCUUACAAAAAAGGUCUUUUGGGCUUGGUUUGAUGUAUUUAGUGAGGAGAAGAGUGCACUCUGGGAAAAACAGAAGAUUGCAGAUCAAUAUAGUAACAGGAGGAUAAUGCUAACUGUGUUCAGAGCCUGGAUGCAAUUUCCAUCCCUGAUGAAAGAGGAAAAAAAGAAGGAAGAAAGACUGGCACAAUUAAGGAAGAGGGUAGCUGAAAUUCUGCCAGACUUUCAAACAUGACAAAUGGAUUCCAAAGAAGAAACAGGUGGAACUGGAAAACAAAGGGAAUUUACAUGUCCCAUUUCUGAGCAUGAAUCUGUAGAGCCAGUCCAAGUAAAUGGCAGAAAGGUGCACUUGUGUGUUUUGUUUUCGAGCAGAAAUAUCAUGUUGAAUCUCUGCUUAUGUACAGGAUGUAGUAAGACAAGUAGACUAAGGCUAGUUUCCUUUUUCCGUCUACAUCUUGUUCACAUCUGUUGGCCUGCUUUCCUGUGGUAAGAGCGUAUAGUGCGAAUAUACUGUUGGUCUGGUUGCUUAAGAACUUGUUUUCCUUUUUAAUGCUAUACCAAACAGCUACUGUAUGGAUAUAAAUACAGCCACCAGUUGCACAUUCCUCCCCACUAACUAGGAAGACAAUCAUUCUUGUCCAAAAUGUCAUAGGCUGGCAUUCUCUUAGUGACAUAUGCAGGGAUAAGUCUACCUUGCACCUGUGUAUUAUUUUUUGUUGUGGAGGUUGCUAUUUCCUUCCACUUUCCGCAGUGACUAAAACACCUCAUAUUUUCCACUGAGACCCCGUGGCCCUUUUACUUCUGUUCCAUUGGCUGGUGGAGAACCAUCUGGCUAUGUCCCUGUAGCCAGAUGUAGAAUGAUGUGCUGAGACAAUGCUGCUCUGAUCUCCCCCACCUACCCUAGUCAUGAAAUGACCAUGCAGACAAUAGGGGUGCUGAACUGUAGCCAAGGUCCACAUGCAGAACUGGUAUGCUAUGCUGUAUUAUACAUUUCAGCCAUUUUCUCCAGUAACAUGGAAUUGUAUCAUGAGUAAGUGACUUUCAGACUCAUUUCUCUGCAUGGAUCUGUUCUGGUGACUAUACUGCUGCAUGUAACUAUACUGGUUACAUGCAGCAGUACUUUUAGUAUCUUUUGCAUACGAUAAGAAGCCCAGGCAAUCUAGAUAAUUAUUCUGUAAGUGCUUACUUAUAAGCAACUUUACUUAUCAGCAACUUUAAAGUGUAGUCUUCAGCUAACACAAGAGUAUCUCUCAAAACAGUGGGAGUUCUUCAUGCUGGCCAUCUGCAUAACAUGCACUGGCUCUGACUGAUUUGAUCUUAAAUUUCUCCCAUUUUGAGAUUUGUGGACACAAGAAUUUUGGUGAGCUGCUGCUGUUCAGGGUUUUAUCGCUGAUGUCAGAAGAAUUCUGUAUGUAUGAUAGAUUCAGAUAUCAUCCCAUUCAAAUGCCUUUUCAGUCUUUAUCAUAAAGGUUUCACUAUAGUGUUGUAACUCUUGAAUAAAUCUCUGCAGCUGUUUCAUUCCCUAAUCCCUGACAGUUGUCUGCCACUGUAUUAUAUGCUUAAUCAAUUUAACUUUUCAGAAAUCCAGAUUGACUCAUCUAGCCUAUCUCCCUUUAGAAACAUGAAGCUUUGAGAAUCUUCUUGUCUUGAUUUUGAAAUCUGACUUUAUAAUCCAGUUCUUCUGACCCUGAGAGGAGGACAUAAUUUUCUUCUUUAGAGUAAGGAAACUGAGUGAUAUACUACAUCUGAGUAUCUAUGUAUAAUUAGCAGCCUUAAAAGUUAACAAAACAAAAUAGAUCUCAAGACCCACUUUCUCUUGUGCUACACCUUAUUUCUUGCUGAUUUCAGUUAAAUAAUUUGGUGGAAGUUUAUUAAAUCCAAUUAUGUUCACAACUGGACAUGCCAGAGCUUUCAGUGAUUUAAGUAUAUCCUGAUAAGGCCAAUCAGCCUGAAAGCCCUUAGACUUCAGUGCAACACCUGUUUUGUCCAGUGCCAUGGAGCAGGGAGGUUGAUUAUAUGAACUCAGAUCUCUUGCUUCCCUGCAAUCAAGUAGCUGCAUAGGUUUUUUACUGGGAUAAGCAAUUGUUAUAGGUUUAGGGGAAAUCACCUGUAAGAGCCAUUUGUGUCAUUCUGCUGCCUUUGCUACAAAAGUACUUGAAGUUACAUGUAGGCCAUCUACUCUAGCUUCCUACUGAGAAAUUUUUGAAAUUGUUUUCUGCAGGGCUUGGUUGCAUUCCACUAAUUACAAUUAAAAUGAUUCCGUAAACUAUUUAGUGCCCCAAGUUCACCUAACGCCUUUUCUCAGGUUCUCAGUUCUGCCAGAACGGAAAUAGAAGUGUUCACAUGAGAUUUGAAGGUAUUUUUUGAGGUCUUCUCAUAUAAUUGUCACACGAAUAGUUUUCUCACAAGAUGUUACAGCAGUGGGUUUGUUUAAAGGUCUACCUAAUCUUUUACAGCUGAACCUCUUAACUAAGAGUGAGACUGUUAAAGCAAAAAGAAGGUAUGGUCUGUCUGUUAUCUUGCUACAGCCUUUCCUUCUAUGUCCUUCUCACUUCAGCCCCACUACAAAGAAGUAAGCUUGGCUUUGUCAAAGAGCCUGCAUGGAAAUAUAUGAUGGAUUUGGAAACAGUUCAGCUCCCUGAAUUGCAUAUCCUCUUUUUUUCUCUGCCACUCUCUUCAUGAUUGAAGCAAGCCUCGUCUUAAGUAAGAGUGUCUCCUGAGCUAGUGUGUGUAUUCAGAGAAGCAUGUGGUCACAAGCUGAUACAACAAGGCUAUUAAUGACCAAAAACAUUUCAUAUAAUAGUUUUUGUUUUUCUGGCAUGCCAGUCACACAGAGAGAUCCAGAUCUAUUAGACCACUAUAAAGCUAAAAGAAAAUAAUUCAGGCUGAUUGUAUAUUUUAUAGACUACGUAUGAAUUGCUUUUUAUUUUCUUUACUUUUUUCCAUGCUAUGUUUAGUUCAUGUUCAUUGUAACAAAAAUGAUACAAAAAUAACAUUAAAGCAAAUGUAAUCUCCCUGCUUAGUCAUUAUCCUUCUUCUUUGUAAACCCACUCCAAGUGUUCUCAGCUCUGUUGUUGGUAUUCAGUGCCUCCCAAAGAACAAGUACCAAGUGAACAGGUCCAUAAAGGAAUAAUUUUAUUUUGAAGAUGUACACAUCCUUGGGAAUUUUACAUAGAUAACCAUUAGUCUUGGUUGACCAUGUUUUUAGAAAAGCAAGCUUGGUCAAUGUUAUACUACCACCCAGCUGAAAAAUAUUUUGUUACAAAUUACAGGUUUACCUAGAAGGGGUUUAUAGGAAUUUAACCAUUUAUGUGUAACGAGGUUUCUUUUAAAUAAAUACUUAGUGCUUAACUGCU